Mizuhopecten yessoensis (Yesso scallop) is the source of this 2574-nucleotide messenger RNA. Its product is annotated as beta-1,4-galactosyltransferase galt-1-like. The transcript is spliced from 2 exons. The coding region runs from base 186 to 1640 and encodes 484 amino acids. NCBI's taxonomy places the organism in Eukaryota, Metazoa, Mollusca, Bivalvia, Pectinida, Pectinidae. The record is from RefSeq and is a predicted model, not a curated record.
UGUGUCCUGUAGUCCUAGACAUAAGUCACAGUAAGUAACAUAUUCAUGUACUGGGUCUCUCUGUGUCUUGUAGUCCUAGACAUAAGUAACAGUAAGUAACAUAUACAUGUACUGGGUCUCUCUGUGUCCUGUAGUCCUAGACAUAAGUCACAUUUGGUGCCUGGAAUCUGCUUGGAUCAAACAAGAUGGCACGGCGUCUGCCUUACCGGUUGUAUUUUAUGUGUCUUUGUGGACUAUACCUAGUGAUGGUGUUUGUCUUCCAUGGACGUCUACAGCUAGACAUCACCAAGACACAAUUCACCAGUCGCCAUAAACUUAACAGUCACAGUCUGAUGAACGUGGUUGGUAAGGCUGCAAGUCAGUCAAACCCAGAACAACAUGGAGUCCGGCAGUUACGCCACAUUAAACGUGCUGUCAAUGACAAAGUUGUCAAUGCCACCCAACAGGUGGCGCUGAACGAUUGGCGUUCAUCAUGUUUGCUAAAUUCAGAUUCAAAACAGUUCACCUAUGUUCCUGUGAAGCCUAAAGUAUUCUAUGUUUAUUCGGCCUACCUAGAUAAACGAGAUGAGGCUCCGGUUGUCAGGGUAAUAGCGCUUAUUGUAAGGGGUAAGAAAAGUAAGAUAGAUGUCAAAUGUCUUUUUCGUGUUGGUGCUAAAGAAUUUGUAAUGAACGCUACGAUAUAUGAAAUGUGUGAAAAUCAUAAUAGAAGGUUUGGUGGAUAUAUUCUCUCUUGUUCCCUCCCAAACAUUGUCAGACAACCAUGCCAGGUGGCCAUUACCUAUGUUGACAGUGAAUUGGGAGAAAAAUUUGAGAAGCUCACACGCAAAUAUAUUACACUCAACAUUAUGAAGAUAGAGCCCGAGUCGGCUCCCUUUAAGUUUGGAGUAUGUAUUCCUCCACUGUUUGGAGAUGUUAAAAAGUCAAGCAUUGUGGAGUUUAUAGAACUGACAAAGCUGUUAGGCUCACAACAUUUUGUGUUUUAUGAUUUCAAUAUUACUAGUAAUGGUACCAAAGAGGUAUUAGAUUAUUAUGCCAAAGAAAGGACAGUUACCGUUAUACCCUGGAAACUACCUAGCCAUAUUGAAGAACGUGACAUCUGGUACCAUGGUCAGCUGCUGGCUCAUAACGACUGUUUAUAUCGAUCAAUGAGUUUAAUGAAUGUGGUCGCUAUUAAUGACAUUGAUGAGUACAUUAUUCCUCAUGACAAUUAUCCUACCUGGAAUUCAUCUUUGAUGCCUAUUAUGACCAAUAACGUUGUAGGCCUUAGUUUUAACAGUGCUUUUUAUGACCCCCAUGCAGGUAAGAAUCAUCCUUCUGGUUUGAUUACAAUUGGCAAUACAGGACGGUCAAAACUGUUCAGCAGAAUACGAACCAAGGUCAUGUUAAAACCAGACAAAGUGUUCGAGGUUGGAAUUCAUCAUGUCAGUAAACCUGCCAAAGAAAGAUAUGUGAUCAAGAAAGUGGAGAACGAUAUAGCGUACCUUCACCAUUACAGGAAGUGUGUGUCUAACUACGGAAUGAGAUGUACAGAGUUUCAGCAGGACGACUCUGUCAACAAGUACUAUGACAAGUUAAAACUCAACUUUGAUUUCAUCAUGAAUAAAUUUGGUCACACUGAUUCAGAGCUAGGAUCACAAUGAUGUUAAAAGUAUUUAAUUCAUGGUGAAUAUGACUGUAUUAGCUCAGUCUACAUAGAUUUUAUGUGUGAAGGGGCAAUAUGCCGUACUUAAUAAAAAGGAAACCGCUCAGUAUAGGAUCAUUAUAAUAUAGACAGUUUGGUGCUUUCAUUUGUAUUCAGUAUGCAUGUGAGAUCUUAUUUAAAAGGAAAUGAUUGCCAGAUAGUCCCAGAUUUAUAACAAUGUGGAACCAUUGUUUUAUUAAAUGUAGCAAUAGUUUAAAGUUAGUUAAAACAACACGUUGGUAAAGGAUAUGAUAUACUGUUUAACCUCCAGCUUUGUCAUGUGUUGUCAUACAAUUAUGUAGAGAUAUAUGUGUUGUCAGACAAGUGUGUAGGGAUGUAUGUGUUGUCAUACAAGUAUGUAGAGAUGUAUGUGUUGUCAUACAAGUGUGUGGGGAUGUAUGUGUGUUCAUACAAGUGUGUGGGGAUGUAUGUGUUGUCAUACCAGUGUGUGGGGAUGUAUGUGUUGUCAUACAAGUGUGUAGAGAUGUAUGUGUUGUCAUACAAGUGUGUGGGGGUGUAUGUGUUGUCAUACAAGUAUGUAGGGAUGUAUGUGUUGUCAUACAAGUGUGUAGAGAUUUAUGUGUUGUCAUACAAGUGUGUGGGGGUGUAUGGGUUGUCAUACAAGUAUGUAGGGAUGUAUGUGUUGUCAUACAAGGGUGUGGGGAUGUAUGUGUUGUCAUACAAGUAUGUGGGGAUGUAUGUGUCAUCAUACAAGUGUGUGGGGGUGUAUGUGUGGUCAUACAAGUGUGUGGGGAUGUAUGUGUUGUCAUACAAGUGUGUGGGGAUGUAUGUGUGUUCAUACAAGUGUGUGGGGAUGUAUGUGUUGUCAUACAAGUAUGUGGGGAUGUAUGUGUCAUCAUACAAGUGUGUGGGGUUGUAUGUGUGGUCAUACA